Molecule: messenger RNA, 1312 nt
Organism: Rotaria sp. Silwood2
Lineage: Eukaryota; Metazoa; Rotifera; Eurotatoria; Philodinida; Philodinidae
Source: the annotation of a GenBank genome assembly
GCCGUUUGAGUAGGUAUAAUUGUGACUUUUACUAAUAUCUUGUGUCCUACAUUAUGAAAUACUUCUUUAAUAUUUGAUAUAUUUUGAAUGUUUUAUUCUGUCUAAUACUAAAUCUAUAGGAUAAGAAUUAAGCAUGCUACAUGUAGUUCAUUACAAUUUGUAUUUCACUAGACGAUUUCAAUCGACGAAAGUAAGAAACUGCUAGAUAAUCAUAUGAUUAUACUACGCUUUGAAAUGUAGUUUUUCUAUAUUGAUUUUAUGAUUCAUCUAGCUUAAUCUUUUUGCUAAAGCUGCUUAAACUUGUAAUAAUCAUUCCAAGCUGUUCGUUUCACGUUUUUUUCAGUUUAGUAAAAAUUAUAUUUUUUAAGGUCUCCCAUCUCCUAAAAAAAGUCACUUUUUCUCAGAAUAAUCGAAAUUAAGAUAAAUGCAUUGAAAGAUAGUCCGUAAUCCGAUGUCUCAUAAAUGAGAAAAACUUUUACUCAGCACAUCGUUUUUUGAAAUGAAGUGCCAUUUGUUUGAGAGUUUUUCGAGUAAUUGAAUUUGUCAGCCUUUCUUUUUCUGCUUGAAACAUAAGAGUUUCUAAAAAAAAAAAAAAAAAGGAAUGCCAUAGGCACUGAAUUUCUAACAAAAAACCAGAUUAAAUAUAUAGACUGAGCAUCAUAGAGAAUUUUUGGAGAAGAAACGAGCUAUUUUUUACUCUUCUUUGGUGAAUAUCUUUAGCAUACGACUGACACAAAAAGUUUGAGUACGUGUCUUUCAGGCAACAAACUCCAGCUCUGUUGAUAGCAAAAGUUAUUGCUUAUUACUAGUAGACAUUGGUAGUUCAUGGUACUAAUUGAAUGCUUUUCAAGCAUAUUAGACUUAGGCCGAAAGUUGUGCAGGACAUGAUGGCGCCGAGCUUUCGCCCCCCCCCCCCCCCCUCCCGGUUCAUAUCGUUAACAACUUCAUUUUAUAGAACCUGAAUACUUUUAGUUUCGGUUAUAUGAAUUUACCAGAAAAACGUGAACAAGCAAGUACAGCUGAUUUAGCUCGAUCUACAUUAGUAACCGUAUUAAAUAAUAUUGGUUCAAUAUCAAUGAUGUGUGCUCGAACAGAAAAUGUUGAUCGAAUAUUAUUCAGUGGUAGUUUUUUACGUAUUAAUGAUUUAUCAAUGCGAAUAUUAGCUUAUGCUAUGGAUUAUUGGUCUGAUGGUCAAAUUAAAGCUAUAUUUCUUGAACAUGAAGGUUAUUUUAGUGCUGUUGGUUGUUUAAGAAAAUUUAUUCUUGAUGCAAAUGGCCAUGAAAAUGAUUUCACUCAUUCCUCACAGCAUUAA